AUGGGCAGUGCACCAGAACCGAAGAGUAAAUUUCCCAUCAUCCUCGGCGCCGGUCUAUACGGAAGCUAUGACCGAUUCGAGGGUGCUCGAGUCAAAACCGUCGACGACGCCAAAGUCAUGUUCGAUAUUUUCCAGACAUAUGGCCAUAAGGAAGUCGACACGUCACGCAUUUAUUCCGCUGGAUCAUCAGAGGAGUUCCUUGCUGCUGCCGACUGGAAAGGCCGAGGUCUGAAUGUUCGCGACAAGUUGUAUCCAACCAAGGGCAAGCCCCUGGGCCAUUUGGGACCAGCUUAUAGCCUUGAACCGACAGAUGUGCGCAAAGGCCUGAUGGACUGUCUUGAGGCUUUGAAGACGGACAAACUCGAUAUCUUUAUCCUGUAUGCACCUGACCGCAAGACCCCCCUUGAAGAUACGCUGCGAGAGGUGAACAAGCUCCACGAAGAAGGAUAUUUCAAGCGGCUCGGUAUCGCGAACUAUAUGUCGUGGGAGGUGGCUAAAAUCUGCGAGUUGUGUGAUCGAUACGGCUGGAUCAAGCCCAGUAUCUACCAAAGUCUGUACAAUGUUCUCUCCCGCGCCAUAGAGCCGGAGCUCAUUCCAUGCCUGCGCGCGUAUGGGCUAGCUUUGCACACCGGACAGCCCCUGGCCGGUGGUUUCCUCACAUCGCGAUACACGCGAGACUACCCAGUGACUGAACACGAGGCAGGCUCUCGUUUUGAUCCCAAGUGCUUUCAUGGCAAACACCAUCGGUUCCGCUACUGGAAUGAUACCAACUUCGAUGCCCUUGACAUGAUCCGUGCCGUGGCUAAGAAACACGAUCUUACUGAAGUCCAAUGCGCCAUGCGUUGGCUCAGUCAUCACAGUUUGUUGGAUAAGGAGCGUGGCGAUGCUAUUAUUAUCUGUGGUGUCACUCCUGGUCAGUUGAAGGAGGAUUUGUCUGCUUUGGAAGAAGGUCCUUUGCCGGAAGAGGUCGUGCAGACUUUGAAUGCGGCGUAUCUCAAAAUUUGGGGCCUGGUUGGACCAUACAACCAUUGA
This is a messenger RNA of Talaromyces atroroseus, 1032 nucleotides long. RefSeq names its product aldehyde reductase. The coding region runs from base 1 to 1032 and encodes 343 amino acids. The record is from RefSeq and is a predicted model, not a curated record. NCBI's taxonomy places the organism in Eukaryota, Fungi, Ascomycota, Eurotiomycetes, Eurotiales, Trichocomaceae. The transcript has a single exon.